This is a messenger RNA of Osmerus eperlanus (European smelt), 1805 nucleotides long. RefSeq lists its product as uncharacterized. The coding region runs from base 16 to 1467 and encodes 483 amino acids. NCBI's taxonomy places the organism in Eukaryota, Metazoa, Chordata, Actinopteri, Osmeriformes, Osmeridae. The transcript has 4 exons. The record is from RefSeq and is a predicted model, not a curated record.
CUUGAUGCUGAGGCCAUGGCCAAGGUCGGUAUCCUAGCCAGCUCCUCCUCUGAAGACAUAAACCAGGAAGUGACAACAGGAAGUCUCGACCCAGAGUCAGGUCUCAUCAACCAGGAAGUAGGCCAGCCUGAGAUGGAUGACAACGAAAAUGCUGACUACCCUGAUGAUUUCCACGAAGAGGAAGAAGGGUCAGAUUGCCAGACAAUUGCCAAGGGUGCAUUGAUCAAGGAAGAAGAGAAGGAUGAAGAUGAUGGAGCUCCAGGCCUCCCUGAGGAGGUCCAGGAUCAUCCCUCCCUACCUGCGAGCCACUCUGAGAUACCCUCCCUACAGCCUGGGGAAGUUCUGAUCCAGGAGAAGGUCCUGAUACCCCCCCGGCCCAGCGCCCUGCACCACCAGACCCUGCAUGACCUGCUGCACAGGUUGGUGGGACGCCUGGCCCUCCAGGGGCCCCUUCGUUCCUGCUUCACCCCCACCAACUCGGAGAUAGAGGCUGUCCUCCUCCAAGACGUGAGCCGGUUUCUCUGGAACCAGGCUAGGAUUGGCCUCGUCCUGGAGCAUGAACCCCAGAACCCGUUCUUCGGUGGCGCCGAUGCCCUGGACGCCAUUUUUGAGGCGACCUACGCUGAGCUGAUGCUCUGUUCCGAUAGAAACAGGGCCCAGGUCCACUCCGCCCUCCAGGGAGGGGCAGGCAUCGUCUGCAUGGCCGAGAACGUCGCCAAGGUGAUCUGCCAUCACGCCGAGGUUUGGCGGCCUUCUGCCGUGUCGGGUGAGAGUCAUGAUUUGGAAACAGGUUGUGAGGAGAAGGAGAGCGCAGAGGACUCUGCUGGCUUGGAAAAGGCCGGUAGAAAUUCCACCACCUUCAUCACAAACACAAGCUUGGAUGAAGGGCUUGAGAUGGACUCUGCUGGCUUAGAAAAGGCCGGUGGAAAUUCCAGCCCCUUCUUAAGCAACACAAGCUUGGAUGAAGGACUUGAGAUGGAGUCUGUUGGCUUGGAAAAGGCCAGCAGACUCGCCUCCUGCCUCUCGUCCUCCUCCACUUCCAGGUCCUGCUACUCGUCCUCUUCCUCCACCUCUGUUUUCUCCUCUUCUUCGUCCACCAAAUCUUCAACCAGUUCCUUCACCUCCAUGGGCUCCAUGGCUCGGGCCCCUAGUCCAGAGGGACAUCAUUUGGGGCCAUUCGGAAAGACCGACACCCCCAUCCUCCAGAGAUGGUUCACACUGAAGAAAGAGAAGACUUUCCUUAAGGAUGGACAGCAUGUGGCUGCCAAGGGAAAAAAGACAAGCAGAAUAUUCAAGACAAACAAAGUGUCUCCCCUUAGCGCUGAACGUCCAGACCUUGGCGAGUCCUCCAUUGCCAGAGGACAGGAGAAGAAGAAGAAGAAGUCCAUCAAAGCCUUCUUCAGGGGGAUCUCUGCAGUUCUCUCCAAGGCUUUCUGCUUCGGCUGCGUGAAGGAUAUUCACCAGUAGAGGGCGCCACCUGCUUACUCAACUGGCUGGCAGAGAAAGAGAACACACACAUACUUGCACACACACACUCACAAACACACACUGCAUACAGAUACGCACACACACACACACUAUUUUUAAGUGAGAGGUCACAGUGCUGAAGUUCCGUGUGAUGUCAUACCCUAUUGUGUGAUGGUGUUUCCUGUCCAGGUCCAGACCUUGGCGAGUCCUCCAUUGCCAGAGGACAGGAGAAGAAGAAGAAGAAGUCCAUCAAAGCCUUCUUCAGGGGGAUCUCUGCAGUUCUCUCCAAGGCUUUCUGCUUCGGCUGCGUGAAGGAUAUUCACCAGUAGAGGGCGCCA